Thrips palmi is the source of this 7631-nucleotide messenger RNA. RefSeq lists its product as uncharacterized. Lineage: Eukaryota; Metazoa; Arthropoda; Insecta; Thysanoptera; Thripidae. Gene Ontology annotation, molecular function: DNA-binding transcription factor activity, RNA polymerase II-specific; RNA polymerase II transcription regulatory region sequence-specific DNA binding. The coding region runs from base 16 to 6690 and encodes 2224 amino acids. Gene Ontology annotation, biological process: regulation of transcription by RNA polymerase II. The transcript is spliced from 9 exons. The record is from RefSeq and is a predicted model, not a curated record.
GCGCCGUCGACCGAUAUGGAGAGCGUGCCGCUGCCGCCAGGGCCCCCAGAAGGGGAGGAGAGACCGGCUGACCCGGAGCACGCCGAGCACCACGACGAGGACGCGCAGGACGUGGUGCAGAGCUUCAACAUGGACUACGAGUCGAUGCCGAUGCAUUUCCUGGCGGAAGGCGACGAGCCGCCGGUCAUCAUGAUCCCCGAGCCGGCGGACGACGACGACGAGAACGGGGACCUGCCCAUGGUCAAGAUACGGCGCACCUACGCGUGCACCCAGUGCGACUACCUGACGCAAAACCCGCGCUCCUACCUCACGCACUUGCGCCACGUGCACAACGAGCGCAUGCGCAUCUACGAGUGCCCGCACUGCACGUACGCGUCGCGCCACAGCCAGAAGAUGCACCGCCACGUGUCCAUGGUGCACAACCCGCACCGCGGCGACCGGCGCCGCCCCGGGCCGCCGCCGCGGCAGCGCGACGAGUACUACGUGGACUUCGUGAACGAGCUGCACCGGCGGCAGGAGGUGCGGAGGAAGAGGCAAGAGCUGCACCUGCGCAACCUCGAGUACCGCAUGGAGGACGGAGGGCGCGCCAGGAAAGCGGCGAGAGCGGCGGCCAAGGCGGCUUCCAGAGCGAGAGUCAAGGCGAGAGAGGAAGCCAAAAAGGCCAGCACCCCGGCGACGCCGGUGACGCCGGCGACGCCCGUCCAGAAGCCCGCCGAGACGUCCGCCGAGCGGGCUCCGGACGACGACGACGACGACGAUGAAGACCGGCUGGUCAUCGCCAACUGCGACGACGAGGACGAGAGCGAUCACGACGGACGCCGGUCCGCUUCCGAGGACGUCCGCGACGCUGCGGACGGAGACCUCGACGAGGCCGGCAACCUGGGGGAAGCCGGGGACCUCGGUGAACACGACGUAGAGGUGUUGCCGAGCAGCGUUAAACGCAGCAAGGACAAGCAGGACCGCUACCGGGACAUCCGCAUGGACGUGGACUUGGUGACGGGGCUCUACAGCUGCUCGUCGUGCGACUUCACGUCCAGGACGCCGUCGCUGGUGGCGCGCCACGAGAGCGUGGUGCACCUCAAGAAGCGCUUCUACCGCUGCAACAAGUGCUCGUACGUGACGCACAUGCGGGCACGCUACACCAAGCACUACAAGUACCACACGAUGCCGCUCAUCAAGUGCGACGAGUGCGAGUUCCGCACGCCCUACAAGUGGAACCUGGACCGCCACAUCAAGAAUCACGGCGGCGUCGGCAAGUACAAGUGCCGCGCCUGCAGCUUCUCGUCCGAGAUCCGGCAGAGCCUCACGGUGCACGAGAUGAACCACCACGACCCGCCCGUCGGCCCGCCCACCAACGUGCCGCACCGCCGGCGCCAGAACAAGGUGGGCGCCACGGAGCUCGUCAACGCCGCCCUCAGCGCGCACCUCUACGGGUCGCCGGGCCAGAAGGACGACGCCGACCGCCAGGACCACCAGCACGCAGGCACUCGACACGGCCCGGUUCGCCUCCAACACGAGGGGGUUCGGGUCGCGCCAGCCGCGCCCAAACGCGUCCUGCUUUUGGCCAAGCGGCAGCGCCGGCCAUCGGCCACCGGCACCUCGGUUGCCGCCUCGGCACCUCACAUCCACAUCCCUUGCCUUUGGCAGCCACAGCCAGUGUGCUGGUGCUGGUGCUGCCCGCCGAGUCUGUGUCUGCGGCUGCGCACGCUGCGCACGCUGGCCGAGGCCAAGCUCUGCCGCGUUUCUCCCGCAUCCCGCAUGCAGCCGGAGCUGGUCCUCCAGCAGCGCGGCGACCGGUCCACCAUGCACAAGCCCCAGGCUUCUGGCACCGCAGGUGUGUCCCCGGGAGGCACUCCGCGGCGGGCGGACGCGGAUGCCGCGUCGUCGCCGUCCUCGUCGUCGUCCGGAGUGACGUCGGGCACGUCGGGGCGCCUGCCGCUGUACCAGGUGCUGCGCUGCUCGCUGUGCGACUUCCGGACGCCCUUCUUCGCGGACAUGUCGCGCCACAUGGCGGGCGUGCACGGCAACAGCAAGGGCGUGAGGGUGCCGCCGACGCUGGCACCGGCGCCGCCGUCCUCCGUCCCGCCGUCGACGACGGCAAAGCGCCCCGCCAAGCCGUUGCCGAACCUGAUCCCCAUCCAGGCCGCCGUCCUGCCGCAGGCCCGCACCACGCCCACGCCGACACCGCCGCCGGCAGCCCCAGCAGCGCCAGCGGCCCCAGCGGCCAACGGCACCGCGGUCAACGGCGGCUCCAGCAACGGCGAUGAGGCCGCCGAGACCGCCAAGAAGAAGAACUCGUUCUUCGAUCAGCUGCGGCUGUACCCGGGGAACGUGGAGGGCUCCGAGCUGGUGUGCGUCCACUGCGGCCACGAGGCCAAGAACCUCUCCGAGCUGGUGCGCCACACCAAGCUGCACCAAGGCACAGGCCGAGGCAUCGGCACCUCGACGCGCUGCCAGCACUGCCGGCAGCGGUGCAAGACGAGCGCCGACCUGGCCGUGCACCUCCAGGCGUGCCCCAAGGCCGUGGCCGCGGCCGCUGAGGAAGGUGCGGAGGCAGCGGAGGCCGCCGUCGACAACCUUCCCAAGAUGGACGCGGAGCCUGCCUUCGAGUUCGAGGAAUUCGAACGCAUAUCUGCAGCGAAUGCCAACCCUCUGCCCGUCCGCCUGGCGGAGGACAGCGACGACGACGUCCCGGUGCCCCCCGAUGACAGCGUCCCCAGGGCUCCGGCGGCGCAGAUGGGCGUCGAGACUGGGCCCGGCUACGGCCUGGUCGCCAACCACGCCGAGUGGACCGCCCUGGAAAAUAGCCCCAAAGGAACAACAUUCACCUCGAGGAAGGUGUUCAAAUGUCCACAUUGCACAUUUUGGGCUUCAACUGCUUCAAGAUUUCAUGUUCACAUGGUUGGCCACUUGAAUAAGAAGCCAUUUGCUUGUUCUGUGUGCAAAUAUAGAUCAAAUUGGCGCUGGGACAUAACAAAACACAUUCGACUGAAGGAAGCUCGUGAUCCUUCACAUGCAAAUGCCAAAACUUUAAUGACAGAUGAAACUGGUCGUAGAAACUAUUCAAAAUACAAUUUGGACUUGCUUUGGCUUAGAAUUGCUGAGCCAGAUCCUGAAAAUUUGCACCCGAUGAUGGCUUCUGGUAAAACGGCCUCUGCUUCAGAGGCAGGACCAAGUCCUUCAUCUUCAAAGUCAGCGUCUGGUCUCAUUUCUCCUCUUAAAGCAGCUAUAAGUCUUCUACCUGCCAAGGAAGGGCAAGGCCCAGUUCUUCCUGCUGCAAAGACUGUGACUAUUCUCCCUGCUCCUCCAAAACUAACACGAGCCCCAAUUCAUCGCAUCCAAAAUGCCCGUCGUACAUCAUCACCUGGAGGACUGCUACGCCCACCACCACCUCUUCAAGCUGCUGGAACUCAGAAUUCCAGCCAAGUCGUCACUCCACAGUCAGGUGUGAGGACACAGUCUCAGGGACAGGUUCAAGCUCCGCCUCAACAGCCUCUCAAAAGACCAGCAGACACACCUGUACCCAAGGUUGGCUCUGACCCAAAAAAGCCAAACACCGAUCCGAAAAAGUCAAACACUGACUUAAAGAAAACUGUGUGGAGAUGCAAGCAAUGUUACUUCAGAGAUGGUGAUAGAGCUGUUGUACUUACUCAUGUGAAAGGCCAUUACCGUCAACAACAGGAAGCUGCAUUGGCCAAAGGUAAAAAUGCUUCAAGCAGUUCUCAAGAACCUAAACCACAGGAGCCUCAACAAUCUGUGCUGAAGAAAGCUCCAUUCCGAUGUGACACGUGUCCAUUUGUGUCUGCCUCUGAAUCUUUGAUGCAGUCACAUGUGAGCUGUCACAAGCAAAGGGAUGAUGUCUUCUUCAAAUGUUUCUACUGUCCUUUCUAUGUUGCUACUAAGGAGGAAGUUAUUCAACACAUGACAGUCCAUCAGCAAAGUUCCAAAGGGGAAAGUAGCAGCACCUCUUCUGUCAAGUCAGUGGCAUCAAAAAGCAGUUCUGGUUCACCGUCUUCUAGUCAAGCUGCUUCCAACAAAACAGAAGCUCCACUAAGCAAUGUGCAGGUGAAGAAAGAAGUCGAAUCUGAUCAGGUUACUUCCACUGAUCCUGAGGAAGAAGUUCAAGCCCCUAAUCAAGCUCCGGCACCACCAACCUUAGAUUUUCACAAUGCUACUGAAGCUCCUCUUUGUUGGGUUCAUCGAGAUGGUAAACUUCAAAAAAUGCUGCGAUGCAGAUAUUGUCCUCAUGUCAACUUACGAAGAACUAACAUGCUGGAACAUGAGAAAAUGCACUCAAAACGUUCCCAUCUUUCCUCAGAAGAAAUGAGUGAUAAUCCAACCCAGUACUCGCCUUAUCCAUGCACAGAUUGCAGUUAUGUUUGCAACAAUGCUGGAGUUUUAUCAUCACACAUGAAAGUACAUUUUGGCAGCUAUCCUCAAGCUUAUGCCUUUUAUGACCCUUACAAAAGUGAGCAUUUACAAAUGAAAGAGAUUGUAGACAGAUUCAGUCUUAAAAUGAAAUCAGAUGAUUCAUCUCAGAAGUCUGCUCCUCCUAAAGAUCCAGUUGACACUGGUAAUGAGAACAAAUUAAGUGGAAUUAAUGUCAUGAGCUUGUUGGAUCCAAAUCAGUCUCUAACUGAUGCUGUUUUGGCAAUGAAGAAGAAAUUUAAUUUGGAGUUAGAUGGUGAACCAUUUGCUGAGCCUGUAGAAGAUUCGGCAGAAUCACCACCAUGUUCUCCACUAAAACAAUUAAAUGAUGGGGCUGACCCAAAUGCAUCAGAAAUGCAUGAAGAAAAACAGCUUCACUUUUGUGUGCAGUGCCCAGCUAGAUUCUUGUUCCGAAAGGAAUUAGGAAUUCAUUCUCGUUUUCACAAUUUGUACUUGAUCCACAAAUGUGACCAUUGCUCAUACACUGCGAGGCAACGACCACAUUUGCAAGCUCACUCCAAAGUGCAUUCUGAUGAUUACCAAGAUAGGACAAAUGCUCUCUUGAAGAUGUACAGUGUCAACAAAGAGUACCCUAAACCUCGAGUUGUGUGUGUCAAUCUGAAGGCUGGGGUUCCUGGGACCCUCUGGAUUGUAGUCAAUACUGACUUUCGGGAAGCACCUCCUCCAACAGCCAACUUCGUGUGUGGGAAAUGCCCCGCUUCAUUUUUCAAGAAUGAUGCUUAUCAAGCGCAUCUUGCCCUGCAUGGCAGUAACAAUGCACACAAAUGUCCCAUUUGUGACUAUGCUGUGAGAACAUACGGCAAUCUUAUCAAGCAUGUGAUCGCACAUGGCUGUAGAGCAAGUGUGGCUAAGAAAAUUCUUCAGGGUCGAAUGGCAGUCCCUGAAUCUUUGCGUCCUCCUCCAAGUACUGAAACCUCUAAUGUAGUUGUGCCCAAAGAAGAACCUCAGUCCUUUGACAGUGAAGAACAGGGAGACCAAAGUCAAAGUCAAUCUUCGAGAAGUAAUGAUGUGAUAGAUGGGGAGCAUGAAGGGAGAGAUGAUUGCAGUAUGGAUGUAGAUGGAAGAGAUGAGUCGGGUGUUGAAAAGAACACUGACGACAGAGACAGAGAGAGCACUGCCUCUAAAUCACCUCAAAGUUCUAGUUUUACUUCAGGAUGUCCAGACUUUGUGUACCCUACCUACUGCAGAAAUGGACGAGUUAAAGUGAAAAGGUUCAAAUGCCAGAAAUGUCCCUCUGCUUUUGAGAAAAAGGACCAGUACCUUGUUCAUGUGAGUCUACAUGGUUCAAAGCAGAAGUACAAAUGUACCAAAUGUGAUUACUCUGUGAAGUUCUUUGCAAAUCAUAUUCAACACUUACGUAGGCAUCAAAUAAGUGAAGAUGCUAAGAGUAAGGAUGAUUCUGAGCCACAGACUGCAGAAAAUGAGGAAUUUAUUCCAGAGGAUACUGAAAACAUCCCAUCUCCUUCUCCACCAUCUCCCACUCGUUCUGCCAAAACCACUGGAGGGAAAGGGGAGAAACUCUCAGUGGCUGACAAACAAGCUAUUAUGGUACUGCAGCAAAGACGGGCCAAAAGAGCUGCUAUCUCCAGAGAAUCUUUGGAUAAGAAUUACUGGUGCUCUCACUGCCCUUAUUCUAGUGUUCGUAGAGAUCAAGUUGAAAGCCACAUGAGGCGACACAUUGCAGUGUCUGGAGUGCGUCAUGCGUAUGUCUGUGACCAUUGCGAUUACUCUGUUCCUAUCAAGCACUUCUUGCGUGAUCACUCUAAAUUGCAUUUUGAUGUCAGCAAAGCUCCUAGGCCGGAUGCAUACAUGAUAUGUGACGGGCUUGAACUUUGGGCUAGUUCUGGCUUCACUGGUAAAAAUAAAUCAAAAGGAAAGGUGCUAAUAUUCCAAGACAAAGGAGCCAAUUUAGCUACUGACCGAUUUUUACCCCCAUUAUCUUGUGAGGAAGAUGAGGAUAGUAAUGGUUCAGUAGAGAAGAUUUUUGUAAAUCCAAGAACAUUUGAGUCAGAAAAUGUCAAUGAAGUAGGUACCAAAGAAGCCAUGGACACAUCUGGUGAGGUAGAAAAUGAAGAGGAUGGAGAUUCAGACUCAAGACGGAGUGAGAAAUCAAAUGAUGGUGCUGAAAAUGAAGAUGGUGAAGAGAUUGCAGCGUCUGCAAGCUGUAGUUUGUCUCUAACUUCUGAAAACAAAGCAAGUCGCUCAUGUAGUCCUCAGUCAGUUAAAUCUAUGGAGAACUAAUCUGUGUUAAGGCAGAAAUAAUUGUGCAGAUCAACAGGCCUGAUUAUUGUGUUGCCACUAUCAUGGUUGAUAACUUAUCAUUCUAUGGCUGUGUGACUGGAGUUGAACUUUCCCCUUGACUGAUAGUUUAAAUUGUAGAAAAUGUGCUCUGUGGAGUCUGCUGCGACAGUGUGCCAUUGAUGUGGAAGACCUUUCACCUCAGCCGUUACUUGGCUUUGUUUUCCUCUUGUAACUUUAGAUUUUGGUGAGAAUUUUAUGCAGCUACAAAAGGAAAACAAAGCCAAUGAGUAGGAUAGAGGGCCUUUGAUUUCUUCAGUGGGUCUGUAGUCGUCAUUAGAAAAUCUUCAUAUCCUGUUCUUUUUCUGUGCUAAUUUACUCUUUAUUCUUGUGUUACCACAUUUGGUUUAGUCCUUUUUUUUUAAAUUUAAAAAUCUUAUUGUUAAGUCAAUCUUGUAAGAGUAUUCAUUUUUGUUGUUGCUUGUGUAGAUACAAUAUUAAUCUGUUGAUAUCAACUUUUGGCUUUGAUAGGUGUAUUGCGUUGUAUUAAAAAUAAUAACAGUUUGUGAAGCAAAACACUUUUCUCACCUUUUUUUAACGUAUCACUGUACCUGAGCCAUCCCAAUUUGGGAUGGGAAAUUUUUAGGUUUUAAUAGGUUGGUCUUAAUCUUUCAGCUUUCUGUUGGUUUGAAUCAUCAUGCAGGGACUGAAGCCUGCAGUCUUAACGGUUUGAGUGAUAGUCCAUUUCAUACCAAUAGAAGAUGUGAUAAUAAUGCUAGUCAUGAGUUAUGUUAUCACAAGUGGUAAUUCUAAUGUUAACAGCUUUCUGUGAAGAAGCAAAAAUUAUGGAUGAAAAUUAUGCUGUAAUAUUUGACCCUGUGUUGUAAAUAAACUUUAAUUGGAAACAAAUUCCAAUACAAUAAACCAAUCGUUUCUUAUGCAAA